This is a messenger RNA of Melospiza melodia melodia, 1763 nucleotides long. It is a transcript of the gene AGXT, whose product is annotated as alanine--glyoxylate aminotransferase. NCBI's taxonomy places the organism in Eukaryota, Metazoa, Chordata, Aves, Passeriformes, Passerellidae. The record is from RefSeq and is a predicted model, not a curated record. The coding region runs from base 16 to 1194 and encodes 392 amino acids. The transcript is spliced from 11 exons. Gene Ontology annotation, cellular component: peroxisome. Gene Ontology annotation, molecular function: L-serine:pyruvate transaminase activity; L-alanine:glyoxylate transaminase activity.
ACAGCGCGGCGUGCCAUGGCCACCAGCCUGCUCCGCGUGUGCCCUCCGGGGGAGCUGCUGCGGCCCCUGGCCGUGCCGGAGCGGCUGCUGCUCGGCCCGGGCCCCAGCAACGUGCCCCGCCGCAUCCGGGCUGCGGGGGCAGCCCAGCUCCUGGGCCACAUGCACCCCGAGGUGCUGCAGGUGAUGGAUGAGAUCAAGGCGGGCAUCCAGUACGCCUUCCAGACGCGCAACAGGCUGAGCCUGGCCCUCAGCGGCAGCGGCCACUGCGCCAUGGAGGCCGCCCUGCUCAACCUGCUGGAGCGAGGUGACACCGUGCUGGUGGCCAUCAAUGGCAUCUGGGGACAGCGUGCUGCCGAGAUCGCCAGGAGGCUGGGAGCCAAUGUGUGUGAGCUGCUGAAGCCCCCGGGCGAGUACUUCACUCCACAGGACAUUGAGCAGGGCCUGGUGCAGCACAAACCUUUGGUGCUCUUCAUCACCCACGGCGAGUCCUCCACUGGGGUGCUGCAGCCACUGGAGGGGCUGGGCGAGCUCUGCCACCGACACGGCUGCCUGCUGCUGGUGGACGCAGUGGCAUCGCUUGGGGGAGCCCCCAUCUUCAUGGACCAGCAGGAGAUCGAUGUCCUGUACUCGGGGUCCCAGAAGGUCCUGAACGCACCCCCUGGCAGUGCCCCCAUCUCCUUCAGUGAGAGAGCCAGGGAGAAGCUGCUGAGGAGGAAGACGAAGCCGCCAUCCUACUACCUGGACAUUAACUGCUUGGCGAACUACUGGGGCUGUGACGGGGAGCAGCGGAGGUACCACCACACAGCGCCCAUCAACAGCUUCUUCAGCCUGCGGGAGGGCCUGGCCCUGCUGGCAGAACGGGGUCUGGAGAGCUCCUGGGAGCGGCACCGGGCCAACUGCAGCCAGCUGUGCCAGGGGCUGCUCGACAUGGGGCUGGAGCUCUUUGUGGAGGAGGAGAAAGCCAGGCUGCCCACCAUCACCACCGUCAGGGUGCCCGAGGGCUACAGCUGGAAGGACAUCACGGCUUUCCUGAUGGACCAGCACGGCGUGGAGAUCGCCGGGGGCCUGGGCCCCACGGCGGGCAAGGUGCUGCGCAUCGGCCUCAUGGGCUGCAACUCAACCCGGGACAACGUGGAGCGAGUGCUGGGAGCCCUGCGGGACGCCCUGCAGCGCUGCCCCCGCAGCCGGCUGUGAGCCCCCGGGCACUGCCUGGCAUGCCUGGCACCAGAGGGACUCACUGCCUCCCUGGGAUGCUGCAGGAGCCACGUCCAGCAAGCCAAGGCGCUUGGAAAGGAGCUGGGAUAGCAGGGGCAUGGAGAGGAUGGCUGUGUGAGGCAUGGAUCAAAACCACUCAACCCAUCACCCCACAGUGGCCUGGCCCCAACAUGGUGACCCUCAGCAAGCUGGCAGGGGGCUGGAUCAGGGUCCGACCACAGGGUUCUUCCCCUCCCACCACCAACACCUCACCCUGCAGUGCAGAAUGGCAGCCAUCCCCUCCAGGUUCUGUACCAUGCAGUUCCCAGUGCCCAGCUCCACCAGGGGCUGUGUGUGCCCUCCCCAGCUCCACCAGGGGCUGUGUAUGGCCCCUGUGUAUGCCCCAGUGCCCAGCUCCACCAGGAGCUGUGUGUGCCCUCCCCAGCUCCACCAGGGGCACUGUGCCCCCUCCCCAGCUCCACCAGGGGCUGUGUGUGCCCCCUCCCCAGCUCCACCAGGUGUGCUCUCUCCCCUGUAGCACCUUUCCUCAAUAAAAUGACACAGCAGCA